Pistacia vera is the source of this 1662-nucleotide messenger RNA. Its product is annotated as putative pectinesterase/pectinesterase inhibitor 28. The record is from RefSeq and is a predicted model, not a curated record. NCBI's taxonomy places the organism in Eukaryota, Viridiplantae, Streptophyta, Magnoliopsida, Sapindales, Anacardiaceae. Gene Ontology annotation, molecular function: pectinesterase activity; pectinesterase inhibitor activity. Gene Ontology annotation, biological process: cell wall modification.
AUGGUGCAUAAGAAGACCAUUAUUAUUAGAUUGUGCGCUGUGAUGUUGAUAGCCAUGGUGGUGGCUGUUGCGGUUGGUGUUAGCCGCAGAGGUGGCAGUCAUCCACCUAGUCAGGUUGCCACUACAUCAAAGGCUAUCAAAGCCAUUUAUCAACCAAAUGAUUACAAACAAACUUGUGAAGAUAGCCUCAACAUUCAGGGUGCAAACUUGACCAACCCUAAAGACUUGAUCAUGGUUAGGUUUGAAGCCGCAAUUGAUGAGCUGAAGCUGGCCGUUAAAAACACUUCUGCAUGGAAAAAUGCAAAUAAAGAUCCAAAGGUUAAAAGGGCUUUUGAGAAUUGUAAUGAUCUUUUGGAGGAUGCCAUUGAAGAUCUCAAUGUCUCCUUCAGUCAGAUGGAUAAAGUUGAUUUUAGCAAAUCUGAUUAUCACAUUCAGAACGUGAAAGUUUUUCUCAGCGGUGCUGCCACAUUCCAAGAAAUUUGCUUAGAUGAAUUCGAUAACGUAACGGGUGAUUUUGGAGAGAAAAUGAAAAAGCUUUUGAAUACUGCAAGGCAGCUCACAAGCAAUGGUCUUGCGAUGAUGGAUGAUUUCUCUGCAGCCCUCGACUCAUUACACGUUCAAAUCACAAAGAGACGACUUCUCUCUACAAAGGAAUUCCCUCCAUGGAUUAACGAGCGGCGUCGUAGACUCUUUGCUGAAACUCCAGGAACAAUUCGAGCUGAUGUUAUUGUAGCUCAAGGUAGUGGCAAGUUCAAGACCAUCUCUGAAGCUCUCAAUCUUGUCCCUGUCGACAAGAAAAACCCUACCAAUAAGACAUUUGUCAUUUACAUCAAAGAAGGAAUUUAUAAAGAGAAAGUCACCGUCACCAAGUACAUGCCCAAUGUUAUGUUCAUCGGCGAUGGCGCCCAGAAGACCAAGAUCACCAGCGAUAAGAACUUCAUUGAUGGAACCAACACAAUGGACUCGGCAACAGUUGCCGUAUUGGGACCCAGUUUCAUAGCGAAGGACAUUGGAUUUGAGAACACUGCGGGAGCUGAGAAGUACCAAGCUGUGGCCUUGCGUGUUCAAGCUGACCGUUCAAUCUUCUACAACUGCCAAAUGGAUGGAUAACAAGAUCUUUUCGCUCCUGCUCAUCGCCAAUACUACAGAGACUGCACCAUCACUGGCACCAUUGACUACAUCUUUGGUGAUGCAGUUGCCGUUUUCCAGAACUGCAAGAUGAUAUUCAGGAAACCAAUGGCCGACCAAGCCGUCAUCGUUACAGCUCAAGGAAGAAGCGAUAAGAACUCAGUCACAGGAAUUGUUCUCCAAAACUGCACCAUCACUGGUGACCCUGAAUACGUGAAGGUGAAGGACACUAACAAGGGGUACCUUGGCAGGCCCUGGAAAUUGUUCUCAAGAACAAUUUAUUUGCAGUCUGAGAUUGAAGAUGUGAUUCAGCCCGAUGGAUGGUUGCCGUGGAAUGGUAACUUUGCUCUUGACACUUGUUGGUACGCAGAAUAUGGCAACAGGGGUCUUGGUUCUGACACGGCAAAGAGAGUUACAUGGCCUGGUAUUCAAAAACUGAGCCCUCAGCAAGCUACAGAUUUCACCGUCGAGAAGUUCGUUGGAGUUGAUUGGAUCAAGACCAGUGGUGUGCCCUUCAACAGUGGAAUGUUCUAA